Messenger RNA from Tetrahymena thermophila SB210, 2715 nucleotides. RefSeq lists its product as hypothetical. The transcript has a single exon. The record is from RefSeq and is a predicted model, not a curated record. Lineage: Eukaryota; Ciliophora; Oligohymenophorea; Hymenostomatida; Tetrahymenidae.
AUGGGAGCUUGUGUUUCUUAAUUUUGUCAGCAGUAAGAUCAAAUGAUUUUGAGCGUAGCUAUUGAUUCUUCUAAAACCCCACAGCAAAUUUAUAAUUAAAGUAAUAUAAGGUAGAAGGACUAAACUCGCUCAUAAAAAGGUGAUGGUCUUUAACAAGAUAAUGAUGAUAGUGAUGGAGAAGAAAUGCAGUUAACUUAAAUGAUUAUGGAGCUUAAUGGAAUUUCUUAGAAUAUACAAAAUUUGAUAAAUUAAAGAUAUAAUAUGGAAAUAUAAUCAAUUUCGUUGAUAGAGUAGGCUUAGCUCUCUUAAAUUUCUAAACCCCAUGAUGUAGACUAAGAAUUUUCAAAUAACUAUUUUUUGAGUGAAUAACUAUUGACAAGUAAAACACCUGAUGAAGUCAUAAUGCAUAAAAGAAAUAGUAAUGGCAACUACUAUACCCAUAUGAUAUAAAGUUUCGCAAGUGGGGGUAUAGAAGGAUCACCUUCCAGCGUAACUUAAAGAUAAAGUUUGAAAAUAUAAAGCCAGUAACACUAAGCUAGUGCUCUUGCCAAAAAAUAAAAAUCUAAAAAAAAAAGACAAUUUUUAGUAUUUCGCCUUCCGAGGACAUAGUUUUUACUACCAUAAUUGCAAGUAGUACCAUCUUUAAAUGCAAAUGAAGUUCAGGAUAUUUACUAUUUAAAAGAUUUAUACGAUAUUUAGAAAAUUAUUAGCAGCAAUUUGAUUAUUAACACAGGCACUAAAAGAAGAAUUUCUGCUUCUUAAUUUUAUCAAUAGAAUUUACAAGAAAAAGCGAGCAAUAAUAACACAUCCUUAUUCUUUAAAAAACUUACUAUUGUAAUGAAUGAGAUUUUGUUAAACGACAUCAGCUUUCUAAGCAACUUAGAACAAUGGAGCUAAAUUUAAAAGCUAUCUCUUCACAUCCAGAGCUCAUCAAACACAGAUUUUUUAGGUAUGCUAAUAGUUAGAUUUAGGGACAUUCAAGAACUUUCAUUUAGAAUUGAUACAACUUUUAAUUUGACAGAUGACUUUUAGAUGGCAAUUUGCUCGUUGAUAAAUCUUUAUAAAGUGAAAUUUGUUUUUAAUAACUUACUUUUUGAUAAUCAUGAAUAGAGCAAACUAUUUUAUGAGCGUUUAUUAUGUUCAGUAAUUGGAAAGCAGCUAGCAGAAAGGUAUUAUCAGCAAGCUUCUGCAACGUCUUUAGCUUCGAUUGGAAUGAAUUUAUGCUAACAAUAGCAAGUACCUUAAUUUAUAUAACUAGAAUCAAUAAAAUUUUCUUUUAUUAACACUGAUUGCACUCUUAUUUUUGAAACGCUUCUUAAUAAAGUUUUCAAAGGGAUAACUUUAGCAAAACUUAAAAAAAUGGCAUUCAAAAUGCAUGUAUGCUAAGAUGCUGCAAAUUAUCAAGUUUAAAUGCUAAACUACUUUUUAUCUUCAUGCUACCAAUCAGGUACAAAUUCAACUAUUAAUAUGAACAAGCUUAAAGUGAUUAAUUUUGGAAUACAUGUUUCUCCAUCCGACCACAAUACAUAAGAAAAUAAUACAGCAAGAUUCUAGUUAUCAACCUCGAACCAUUUCGAUGAUGAAAUAAUGGGGACAAAGGCUAGUACAAAUAUGAACUAGUAUGCAUCAGUUUAAGAGAUAUCACCUAAAAAACUUGGAUAAAACAAAAAGCUUAACCAUGAUGAGACAAUAUAAAACUUUAUAAAUAACCAUCAAAUAACACAAAGUAUUUCAACAGGAAAUAUUCCUUCACAUAGAUUAUCGUAAUUCGGAGCUGAAAUGCAUUAGUCAUUUAGCAGUUUCAACCCUUAAAUGAGUUUCAAUUUAAAUAACAACAACAACAACAACAACAAUAAUAAUAAUAAUGGAAGCGUUAGUAAUCAAUACAUGCUAGGAAGCUAAAACGAACUAAGAUCUUAGCUUUCAAAGAAUUACCUAAAUGGAUUUUUGAAAAACUUUGAAGUUAAAAAGAUCCGUAAGAUUAUGAUGAGAGACGAAACUGGUGCUAAUUAUUUUAAUAGCAACUUAUCUAUAAUUAAAGCUGCUUAAAAUCUUGUUUAGGUGAAUUUGCAAUUCACUUUAACUCAAGAAAACUAAUUUCAAAAUUUAAUAUCUUUAAUGUAAUAUAAUUAAAGUACUAUUAAGAAGCUCUAAUUAGAGAUAGAAAAAAAGAUAUUAAUUUCUUUAUACGAUGAUCAUAAACUAUUUAACAUCAUAAGCAAGAUGUAAAAUUUAAUUUCUUUUAAAGUAAAUUACAAGACAAAAGAGCCCAUAUUUUAUUAAGUGAUUUCUGCUCCUAAUCUUAUUAAAUUUUGUGAAUACAAAAAUGUAUUCAAUUAGUCUCCUGUUAAGCAAUCCAUACGCCAAUAUGUUGGGUAAGGUAACUAAACAGUAGCUCUAUUUAUUAAAACAAUAGUGUAAGCAAAAAAUCUGUUACACAUGUAAUCACCUGAUUUCACAUAACUUUUAUCAUAUUUAAACCCUAAAGCAAAUAAGGAAUAGGUUAAAGAUUUAUUAUUUUAAGAUAUAAUAAUCAUAAAAUUGAUAAAAUAAGUAAAAAAAAGACUUGCUAUGUGUUACAUCUGCAUCCACCCUAGUCUAAAAUAAUUUUAUAAAUCAAAUUCUCUAACAAAUAGAGUAGAAUGUUCUAUAGAUUUGCAAACCAAUAAUAUCUCUUAAAACUAAUUCUUACUAGACUUAAGCCAGUUCUAUUGA